Cajanus cajan (pigeon pea) is the source of this 939-nucleotide messenger RNA. Its product is annotated as FBD-associated F-box protein At4g10400. NCBI's taxonomy places the organism in Eukaryota, Viridiplantae, Streptophyta, Magnoliopsida, Fabales, Fabaceae. The record is from RefSeq and is a predicted model, not a curated record. Gene Ontology annotation, molecular function: protein binding.
AUGUCCUUAGAGAUAUUGGUGCUGAAGAUGAAUGGUUGUGAUAUAAGAGUUCCCACUAUUGUUUCACUUUCAUACCUCACUGUCCUCGAACUAUCUGGAAUCACGUUUACCUGCAAAACUUUUAAUGACUCGGAAAAGCUGAUUAACCUCCCAGUUCUUAGAAAAUAUGAGGCAGAAAAUUGUUCUUGGUUAAACGUAAAGGGUGGUGUUACUUUUGAAGUGCCUCUACUUGAAGUGCUUUUGAUAAAGCACACACUUGUGUCGAAACCCCAUGAGUCGCACACUGUGGUUAAGUUUUGUGCCCCUCGUCUUAAUGAUUUCACUUAUAGUGAUUUUGUGUUACGAUACACCGUUUUGUUAGAUUUAGACUUAUCUACAGCACGAAUUGUUGCUGCGAAUAUUCAUCUGAUCAAGUUGAGCGAAGACAGCGAGGAAAACAUGGCCACUUUUGCUUGUGAAGUUCUGAAACAAUUUAAUAACAAUGUCGAACGUUUAAAGCUUGAGGUUUCGAAGAACAUGUAUGAUUAUCAUCUAUCUCCCGUCCGUGUUCCUGCUUUGACCGAUCUUGAUGAUUUUGGAAUGUUGAAUCGUCUGGAGCUUGUUCGUGAAGUUACUGGUGAAGUUUUGUUGGACUUUCUUCAAAAGUCACCAUUUCUUGAGACCCUUGUAAUUUUUAAGGUAGUUGAAUUUGACGAAGAGUUCUCGAACCCUGAUAACGUGCCAUUUUGUUUUAUAUCUAACCUUCAAGUGCUAAAACUUGGACAUUUUGAUGGUAAUGAGCAAGAACUACGUUUCAUCAAAUUUGUAAUGGAAAAUGCUCUAGUCUUGAAGAGAGCUAGUUUCUCAGCUGUUAGGUCUCUGCACAUUGCCCAGGUGAAAUUUGAAGAAGUGAAGAAGAAGAUAUCAUCUUUUAAGAGAAGUUUGGAGGCAAUUUUUUAG